Arachis ipaensis is the source of this 2384-nucleotide messenger RNA. The record is from RefSeq and is a predicted model, not a curated record. Lineage: Eukaryota; Viridiplantae; Streptophyta; Magnoliopsida; Fabales; Fabaceae.
ACACCCAACCCGGUCCCUGUCCUUUUCCUCGAUGGACAUCACGGCCCUUGUCCAAAAAAAAGAGACAUAUCGAUCCCUGUCCCAUACUUUUGUGAGACUUCCCGGUCCUUCCGUCAUCUCCCCUGACCAAAACAGACGAAACUGGCCUACGUGUCAGUUAACGUUGCUGAGUUGGAGGUUAAUAGUCUGUUAAGUUCCACGUGGCCAUUGAGAAAUGGACAGGGGUCGAUUUGUCCCCCUUUGGUGACCUAAAACUACGUCGUUUUAGUGGUCAUUAACGUUGCGUUUUGAUUGAAUAAGGGAACGUGAUGUUGGGGUUUCCAUAUAAGCCCAUUGUGUUGCUCUGAUAAUUACCAGAAAACCCUAGUAGAGCAAGAGUCAUCCCCUUGUAGUGAUCAUUGACCUGUUGAAGUUGGAGCGACGUGCUGACAGUGUUGCUGACAAAGUUGCUGACUGACCUCCACAUAUUGGUGUUGACGGCGCUGGGUUGAAGCUUGGACGGAGAUUGCACGGCGUUUGCGACGUGCCAGAUGUCUGAAUAUUUUGCUGUUCCCGUGUUUCAUCACGGGGGGAAGUUUGUGAGAGACAGUGGGGGAUAUAUGAGUUAUGUGGAUGGUAAAGUGAAGAGGUUCCCACCAAUGGAUUUGGAUUAUGUGAAUUUUUUUGAUUUGGUUGUUUUAUUUAAAGAGUUGGGUUAUGUUGAGUAUAAGGAGAUGUAUUGGUAUGACAUAUUGGCCUCUGAUAUGGAAGCUGGGCUUCAUUCCAUUAAGGGUGAUCAUGAGAUUAAUGAGAUGAGGGAGAACAAACUCAAGAACAGGAACUGUGAGGAGUUUUACAUUUAUUUUGACCAUCCUGUAGAUAUGCCAGAGGUGGUAGGUGAUGGCUUGGCAGGUGAAAAUGUUGGUUUGAGUGAUUCUUCAUCAAGUUCUGAUGACGGAUAUGAAAGUGCCGAGGAUGAGGCAUGGAAACCACCUCCAGCUGGUUAUGAGGAGGACUCUGACACUAGUUCUGAUGAGAGAGUGCUUAAGAAGAAGACAGAUAAGAAGUCUACUCCAAAAAAAGUAGUAACACAAAACAAGAAGAAAGGUAAUGACAAAGACAUAUCCCCUAGUAGUGCUAAGAGGGUGGCCUCAAGGAAGUAUUCUGGUGUGAGGAGAAAGCAUAUCUUGAAGGAUGGAAAGUCUAAUGGUGGGAGCAAGGAUAAAAGUGGGCCUCAUGCAGCUGAUGCAGGCCCAAGUAAGGAUCAAAGUAGUGACCCUGUAGAUGGUGGGCUACAUUAUGGAUCCAACAUUGACCCAAAUAAUUUAGAAAAUGAUAGUGACUAUGAAAGGCCCUAUGAAUACGAAAGUGAAGCCUUCAACAGUCCAAUUUCUAGUGAUGAUGAGGGGAGGACAGCAUUUGACUCAUAUAAUGAAGACACUGAGUAUGGUGAAGUGGAGUUUAAGGUUGGACAGAUGUUUCCUACAAUGGAUGUAUUCAAACAAGCUCUGAAAGACUAUUUUGUUUAUGAAGGUAAGGAUGUUAUAUACAUUAAGAAUGAGAAGCAAAGAGUAAGGGCUGCAUGUGCUGGAGAAUCUUGUCCGUGGUUGAUAUUGACUUCUUGGAAUAGUGCCAAUAGGUGCUAUCAAGUGAAAACUCUAUUUAAUGAGCAUAACUGUGGAAGGGACUUUGGAAGCAACUUAGCUGACAGGGCCUGGGUUACAUCCAAAUUGGUUAAGAGGCUUCUAACACAGUCUGAUAUGAAGCCGAAACAGGCUAUGGAACACAUGGUUGAGGAAUACAAUGUCCAUGUUAGUACAAAGAUGAUUAGCAGGGCAUUGAAAGCUGCACGGGAGGUUGUAUUAGGCAAUGAGAGAGCUCAGUAUGGGAAAAUUCGGGAUUACCUGAUGGAGUUACAUAGAAGUAACCCUGGUUCAACAGCACUGAUGGAGGUUAUUCCUCAGCCUGAAUCUCUCCCUCUAUUUGAUCGGUUGUACAUAUGCAUGGAAGCCUGUAAGAAGGGGUUCAAAGAGGGGUGUAGGCCUUUAAUUGGAUUAGACGGAUGCUUUUUAAAAGGGUAUUAUGGUGGACAACUGUUAAGUGCAGUGGGUCAAGAUGCCAACAACCACUUUUAUGUGGUGGCUUUUGCAGUGGUACCGAAUGAGUGCAAGGACACUUGGAAGUGGUUCCUGACUCUGUUGGCUGAAGACUUGGGAGCUGUUGGGCAACAUGGGUGGAACUUUAUCUCAGAUCAACAAAAGGGGCUGGAGUUGGCAAUGAAGGAGGUCAUGCCUAACGCACAUCAUAGGAAUUGUGUACUUCACAUUUGGAAGAACUUCAUCAAACACUUCAAGGAUCAGCAGACAAAGCAGCUUGUAUGGGAAUGUCUUGUCCUAGUUGAAUAG